This is a messenger RNA of Penicillium lagena, 1992 nucleotides long. Its product is annotated as putative RNA helicase/RNAse III. Gene Ontology annotation, molecular function: RNA binding; ribonuclease III activity. The transcript has a single exon. Bases 1 to 1992 code for a protein of 663 amino acids. Gene Ontology annotation, biological process: siRNA processing. Gene Ontology annotation, cellular component: RISC complex; cytoplasm; nucleus. Lineage: Eukaryota; Fungi; Ascomycota; Eurotiomycetes; Eurotiales; Aspergillaceae. The record is from RefSeq and is a predicted model, not a curated record.
AUGAUGAUGAUCUUGCCAAAGUCAAUUGUCAUUCCAGAAUCAAUGCCGCUUUACUGGGACAGUGACCACGCACUUCACCUCAGUUUGACUUCCCCACAACCACUUUCAGGGGUCACAGCGGAAACGAUCGAUCACCUGAGGGAGAUCACGGCUCUAUAUCUUCAGGCCCCAUCCUCACGUCAACGUGGACCAGAAAGAGACUUUAUUGCCCUCUUUGCUCCAGAUAUUCCACUGGAAAUGCUGCCGGGUUGGUUUGAUCGCUAUAGCGGCAAUGAACAGGCAGUAAACGUCUAUUGCCGGAAGGACUCUCCGCUCUCGAUGGGUAUCAUUCGCGAUCACUCAAAGUAUAGCGAGCCACGCUUGUUCAAGAAAUGGAUCACCCCAGAUGAGACACGAACCGAAAUCGAAAUAGAAUGCCAGGCAUUACCCCGGCGGCGCAACCUCCUCCAACCCCGAAGCUUGAUUAAUGCCGCCGAGGAGGGGGAAUUAGGCAGCCCCAAGGUGCAUAGAAUACCUGCAGCGGCCUGCACCAUUGAAAAACUCCCAGCCACGAAAGCAAUAUUUGGACUUUUUAUCUCAGCGAUCCUUGACCGAGUAGAAGCCAGAUAUGUGGCCCAGAAGCUCAACGAGACCAUCCUCAAGUCGAUCGGGAUCAACGAUUUGAACCAUGUUCUUACCGCCAUCACCACACCAAUCGCCCAGGCUAGCACAGAUUACCAAAAAUAUGAAUUCUUUGGGGAUUCUGUCUUAAAAUUCACCGUCUCUUGCCAGCUAUUCUAUCAAAAUCCAGAUUGGAAUGAAGGAUGCCUCUCCACCAACCGCGACAGCUUUAUCGAGAAUAACCGCCUUGCCCAGGCUGCGCUCUGCACGGGACUAGAUCGUUUCAUCUUGACUCGCAGAUUUACUCCUCGCAAGUGGAACGCACCGCUGAUAUCUCAACACUCGAAUGCGUUAGGCUCGACUGCCAAACGACCACUAUCCGCAAAAGUUCUCGCAGAUGUGGUGGAGGCUCUUAUUGGCGCUGCAUACAAAGACGGUGGGAUCCCGAAAGCACAAGCUUGUCUCCACCAUUUUCUCCCCGAAGUCGAUCUCCUAUCGCACAACGAUUCAUCUGUUCGCAAUUCUACUUGUGGCAAAAGUGUCAGCAAGCCGGUGGAUCAUCACUGUUUGUCCCGUUUAACCGGUUACAACUUCAACAAUCCGGCUAUCCUGACUGAAGCUCUCGUUCAUCCCUCUUGCGAACAUGACACCGUAACCCAGUCCUACCAGCGAAUCGAAUUCCUCGGCGAUGCAGUUCUAGAUAUGAUUGUCGUGUCAACUAUGUCUGCACACCCGACCCAGAUCUCCGAGGGUCGAAUGACGCUCAUCAAACAUGCUGUUGUUAAUUCGAAUCUCCUUGCUUUUCUUUGCAUGGAUUUCGCUAUUCCCAAUGAGGCCGAUAAGAUCAACACUGCGCUCGAUGACAACCAGAUUUCUCUCUGGCGUUUCCUCCGAUUCAAUGGUCCUACUAUCAAGGUCUCCAUGGAAGCUUGUCUAGGACGACACCAGCCUCUACGCGAAGAAAUAUGGAGAGCGUUGCAGGCAGCACCGGACUACCCAUGGGAACUUUUCACCCGUCUACAUGCCGACAAGUUCUUCUCCGACAUCUUCGAGAGUGUCCUGGGUGCAAUCUUCAUUGACUCUGGGGGAAAUAUUGACAUAUGCCAAGCCUUUGUCGAACGCAUCGGCCUGCUGCCUUACUUGCGUCGGCUCAUCGCAGACAAAGUCAAUGUCAUCCAUCCACGCAAUCUCGCCCAGAAUAUGGUCAAGGGUGCUGGAAGCCUUGUCUUCAAGAAAAAAAGGAUAGCGGCUUCAAACGGUGCCACGUAUACUUGCAUGUCCAUCCUCAAUGGGCAAGAGAUUGCUGCUGUCCAAGGAUGCGCUUCAGGCGAGGAGGCUGAGCUAAGGGUGGCCAAAGCCACAAUUGAGUAUUUGCAGGCACAAUCUGAUUGA